AGCUCGUGUAAAUUAACCGAUAAUGACAUCGUAAAGGACCUCUUUGAUCUUUACAACUUUCACUUCACUCGUUGCAAAAGACAAACAAUUCACCAUCACCAAUAACUCACAAUGUCAUCUGAGCAACACGUCCUCUUUGAUCUCCCAAGCCGAGAUCCUGUCGGUGCUUGGUCUCUCAACCCAUGGAAGACUCGAUUUCUCUUGAACUUCAAGGGAAUCGAUUACAAGACCGAAUGGCUCGAGUACCCCGACAUCAAGCCCACUCUUGAGCCUCAUGUCCCCGCCAACCCAUCCACUGGAACAUGGACCAUCCCAACCGUCAAGUUCCCCAAUGGAGAAUACAUCAUGGACUCCAACGCGAUUCUCGAGCGCGUCGAGAAGGACCACCCUGAGCCCUCCAUUCACAAGGACUCACCCGUCCUCGCCAAGCUCUUCUCAAUCAUGCCGAAUAUUAUGGGCGCCCUUCGUCCUGUCUACUUCUACACCGUGCCCAACAACAUCCUCAGCGAAAAGAGCGUCCCUUACUGGCACGAGACACGAUCCAAGAUGGCCGGCCAGCCUAUUGAUGAGCUUCACAAGGAGAAGGGCGGCCAACAGGCUUGGGAUAACGCCAAGGCACAUAUCCACGAGGUUGAGGCUCUGUUGAAGGAGAACUCAGAGGGGCCUUUCUUCUUGGGAAAGACUCCUAGCUAUGCUGACUUUGUCUGGGGUGGCUUCUUGAUCUUCAUGCAGCGUAACAACAUCAUUGAGGAAGUGUACAAGAUCAGUGGUGAUAGCCAGCUUCACAAGGACCUUCUCGAGGCUACCGCUCCCUGGCACAAGCGAAAUGACCACUGAAGCAUACAUUAUCGAAGUUAUAGGGAUACAUGUUGACGAGAGAAACGAGAUACAGCUUAGAGAAAUAAAGUCACAAAAUAUACACCUCGAAAUAAAGCAACACUCAUCAAAGACUAGUUCCACCAUCCUCAUCAUCAAAGUCCGACUCCUCCAGACUGUUAUUCGGCGAGUCCA
Molecule: messenger RNA, 1011 nt
Organism: Fusarium verticillioides 7600
Lineage: Eukaryota; Fungi; Ascomycota; Sordariomycetes; Hypocreales; Nectriaceae
Exons: 4
Coding region: 112-837 (241 amino acids)
Source: RefSeq, a predicted model, not a curated record